Messenger RNA from Frieseomelitta varia, 2274 nucleotides. RefSeq names its product ribosomal protein S6 kinase beta-1-like. The record is from RefSeq and is a predicted model, not a curated record. Bases 357 to 1769 code for a protein of 470 amino acids. Lineage: Eukaryota; Metazoa; Arthropoda; Insecta; Hymenoptera; Apidae. Gene Ontology annotation, molecular function: protein serine/threonine kinase activity; ATP binding. Gene Ontology annotation, biological process: signal transduction; protein phosphorylation. The transcript has 13 exons.
AUUCACGUUGGGGCAUAGUUUGGUGGCAGAGUGCUUCAAUCGGUUUGUGUUUCUUUUUUCGAAAUUUCCCGUAUCUCUUUCUAAUUGUUUUGUCACAAGAACAACAAUUAAGAAAGAAAAAAGAACAGAAUCUUCGCGACAGCGUAUAUAAUUGUAUAUAGAAGUUUAACGAUUGACGUUUAUCAAUAGCUUAAUCUGUCCAUUAGAAAAUCAGCGUGGGACACGCAAAUAAAGACAAGUAAAAUACACGGUCGCAUGAACGUAGAUACGGAGAUACCCACGCUAUUCGAACGCAUUACGAUCAAUUAAAAUUAUUGAUAGGAAAAAUAUUUAAAUGUGAUUAUAUCGUGAGGAGAAUGGCUGGAAUAUUUGAUAUAGAGUUACACGACGGAGACUCCAUAAAUGAAGACGAAUCGGACGAUGAUAUUAUCGAAAAUAGAGAAGAUGAAUACAAUCAUACCACAAAUCUAAAUACGGCAUUAGAAUCUGAUAAUUUGGAAAGAGUACAAUUGUCAGAACAGAAUGUGAACGAAGGCAGAGAGAAAACUGGUCCGCAAGAUUUUGAACUCUGUAAAAUUCUUGGAGAAGGUGGAUAUGGAAAAGUCUUUCAAGUAAAGAAAGUAACUGGGAAGGAUAAAGGCAGUAUUUUUGCUAUGAAGGUACUAAGAAAAGCAUCUAUCAUACGAAAUCAAAAGGACACUGCUCAUACAAAAGCAGAAAGAAAUAUUUUGGAAGCAGUGAAACAUCCAUUUAUUGUAAAUUUAAUGUACGCAUUUCAAACUGGUGGUAAAUUAUAUUUAAUUCUGGAAUAUCUUUGCGGAGGAGAACUUUUUACGUACCUAGACAGAGAAGGCAUUUUCCUAGAAGAUACUGCUUGUUUUUAUUUGUCUGAGAUUAUACUCGCGUUGCAACAUCUACAUAAUCAGGGUAUUAUAUACAGAGAUUUAAAGCCAGAAAAUAUUUUGUUAGACGGCGAAGGCCAUGUUAAAUUAACAGAUUUUGGUCUUUGUAAAGAACACAUAGAAGAAGGUGCAGUAACACAUACAUUUUGUGGAACUAUAGAAUAUAUGGCACCAGAAAUUUUAACAAGAAGUGGACAUGGAAAGGCAGUUGAUUGGUGGAGUUUAGGUGCUUUAAUGUUUGAUAUGCUCACUGGAAUGCCACCAUUUACUGGAGAUGACAGAAGAAAAACAAUUGACAAAAUUUUACGCGGAAAGCUAUGUUUACCUCUGUACCUAACAUCCGAUGCGAAAGAUUUAAUACGAAAGUUAUUAAAGAGACAAGUGAUGCAAAGACUAGGAUCAGGGCCCGAAGAUGCUGAACAAAUUAUGAAUCAUAAUUUCUUCAAACAUAUUAAUUGGCAGGAUGUAAUUUCACGAAAGUUGGAACCUCCUUUUAAACCGUCGUUAAAAAGCGCCGAUGAUACAUCGCAGUUCGAUGAACAAUUCACGGCAACUGUGCCAGUCGAUUCACCAGUAGAAAGUACUUUAAGCGAAUCCGCUAAUAUGAUUUUUCAAGGCUUUACGUACGUAGCACCCAGUGUCUUAGAGGAAAUGUGUGCACAACCAAGAGUUGUAAAUGCUAGAAGCCCGCAUAAAGGUCUGUUAAAUACAGGAUUUAGUGGAAGUCUUCGCAGUUUGUCAUCAAGAUCACCGGAUGCCCAUCUUCGUACAGCAUCUCAUUUUCAUCAACAUAGGCAUCACGUUGUAGGUUCAAAUAAUAUGGAAGAUACCGAAAUGGCGGAUAUAGAUCCGCUUUUUAAUUUUUAAGCAUUGCAUAAUAAAAUUCAAACGAUAUGGAAGAUAUUAAAUUAAUAACGGAUCAUUUAUAAUGAGAUACAUAUGAACAAUCGGAGUAAACGUUGAAUCUUCCAUUUUAGGUUUAAUAAAUCAUUUAUAAAAUUAUGUCCCAGGUUAUUUGUUCUUUGUUCUAACAGUUCAAUUAUUACGUUUAAUUAUCAAAUUUAUUGCGAUUUGUUUACGUAUAAAUAUAUUUAAAUAUAAACAAUUUUAAACGUCAAAAGAGGUUACGCUUACGGGGCAUAGGUGCUACUCGCAUAAAAAUCGUAUGUAGGCCAUGCAAUUGCUCUAAUGCGACUGAUAAUUGUUCACAGUGUAAAGAAGUAAUAUUGUAACAUGUACUUUUGUUAUGUAAAUAUGUCCAGUUUUCCGAUAAUAAGUACAUUUUGUUCAAAUAAGCUGCUGCAUCAUUGAAAAAUCCGAAAGACAUUUUUGAUGACAUAUCGUACUGUUGCAACGAUUAAUUCAAGUUUUU